AGUCUUGUGGGAAACAGUAGUCGAGGAGAUCUCGGUCCGGGGUCGAUCGGGUUUCUGCGGGCUUAGCCUUAAUAGCGUGUGAUCGUCGAGUCAGAACACGAUCACGACGAUAAUCGUACGAUCGUCCAGUCAAGUCAGUCGAAGAGCAUGUCAGGGUCAGUGGUCGAUACAUACAUAAAGGCAGCUUCAACCCCAUCGCGGUACAUAAUCGAUCGUCUACAAUCUAGCUCACAAACCAGCCUUGCACGCGGCCAAGACCUCGACAAUUCAACAACAUACUUGAACGCUUGAACAAGAACGACCACAACAACAACAACACCUUUGCACACACCCAAAGGUCUAACACAGAUGGAAGCUAUGGAAGAACGAACCUCAUACGUCAAACCCGAAGAAGCGAGGAAGUUUGCUCAGGGAGUCUUGGAAGGGAAUGGGGUACCGCCGGGACAAGCGAGGGUUGUGGCUAGGUGUUUGGUAGAAGCGGAUUUGAGGGGGGUGGAUACGCAUGGUUGUAACCGCCUACCCUCGUACAUGGAACGCAUCCGGCAGGGAGUCCUCGAGCCAAACGUUCAGGUGCAGGUGGAACAGAUCACCCCGGUCGUCAGUCAGAUCGAUGGGAAGAACGGAUUCGGCUUCCUCACAGCCACCCUAGGUAUGGACUCGUGCAUCGACAUGGCAUCGACCUACGGGAUCGGCAUGUGUAGCAUAAAACACUCGAACCAUUUCGGGAUGAGCGCGAGUUUCGUACUCCAAGCGGCAAAGAGGGGGAUGAUGAGCUUGGUCUUUACGAAUUCUUCGCCGGCGUUACCCGUCUGGGGAGGGAUGUCCAAAUUGAUGGGAGUCUCGCCCAUCGCCUGCGGUGCACCGGGGAACGAACAGGGAGAAGGCCCUUCAGGGCAUUUUUGCCUGGACAUGGCUCCGUCCGUCGCAGCUCGUGGAAAGGUUUAUAAAGCGCUCAGAAGGGGGGAGAAGAUCCCGAUGGAUUGGGCUUUGGACAAGGAGGGCCGACCCACGGAUGAUCCAGCGGCGGCGUUGGAGGGAGUCAUGCUACCGAUGGGAGGGCCGAAGGGGAGCGCGCUGGCUAUCAUGAUGGACGUCUUCUCCGGGGUCCUCUCCGGCUCGGCGUUUGCGGGAGAAGUGACGGGGCCGUACGAUCCUUCAAAGCCGGCCGACGUCGGUCAUUUCUUGUUGGCCAUCAAGCCCGACCUGUUCAUGGACAUGGGCGAGUUCAAGGCGAGGUUGCAAUACCUGUACGACCGGGUCGUAGGGUCGGACAAGAUGCACGGGGUGGAGAGGAUUUAUUUCCCGGGAGAGUUGGAACAGAUCUGCGCCAAGAAACGCGAAGAAACUGGUAUCCCAUGGGUACAGGCUGAGAUUGAUGCGAUGAACGCAGAAGCAGAUCGAGUAGGAGCGCCUAGGAUCGUCGUUCAGGUCGACGAGUAACGAACGAGGGUAAAGGCGAGACGGUCUUCAAGCUCAAGCAAGCCGUCUGUCGAACGGGAACGCUCAGAAUCCACAAACCGGACAAAUAAGCAACAGCCGAAAGAUAGGGGUUGUGAACGCUGCCUCCGGAAUCGCAGGUCAUCUCGAAACACGACACCUAGCUUCGACUUUCGUACCACGGACAAAUAAUCGAUCUUUGACCUCUCGGAGGAUCGGUCGGAUAUCGAAUCGACGGAAUCUCUCUCCAAAUCUGUCUACGUAUCUGGUCCCGUUCCGUUGCAGAGAUAUCCGUUCCGUGCAAUCGCAACCUCGCACUGCUGGUGCCUGGAUUUAAUAUCGAGAGAGGACUCCGGGUCCGUCGUCCGACUUUUUGAUAUUCCAAUGGUCCUCUGGCUCCCUGUGUGCA
Messenger RNA from Filobasidium floriforme, 1846 nucleotides. RefSeq names its product putative malate dehydrogenase. Lineage: Eukaryota; Fungi; Basidiomycota; Tremellomycetes; Filobasidiales; Filobasidiaceae. Gene Ontology annotation, molecular function: oxidoreductase activity. The transcript has 7 exons. Bases 349 to 1440 code for a protein of 363 amino acids. The record is from RefSeq and is a predicted model, not a curated record.